CGAGGAACCAAAAAUGGCGGAGAUGAAUUCUCAGGUCUGACCCAAAUGGCGAAAGAAUCUAAAAACCAACCAAACAUUCACUAAUAUACUGCCUUUAAUUCUCUCUCUCUCUCUCUACCUGUCAGUUCUCUCUUUUUCCUCUGCUGUGAUAUGCCCACUAAUGGUAAUUAUUACCUCACAAACCACUAAUCUACUUGCAGGUCUUCAUUGUUGUUCCGCCUUAUUCCCGCCGUAGAUCAUUCCCUACAACCCAUUUUCUGCAAAGUUCUUACCGACCCAUGUACAGUUCUUCCCUCCUUCUUCUGCCAUUGAUCCAUUUUUGCUGCUUCAUUUGAGCUUUGUUAAUGGAGACGAACAAUAAGUUGCAGAAGAAGAAGAAAUGGUUUAUUCCUUUGGUGUUUUCUUUGCUUCUGACCACUUUGGUCGUUUUCGUUUCCAUUUUCAUUUCACCCCAUUUCUCCUCUUCCCAAUUCAACCGUACCCAUUUGAUGAAAAAUCGGAUUCCCCGUUUUGUUGAAUCGAAGCUCGCGGUUUCGAAAACUUCAUCUGACUCAGUUCCUCGUUUGGCUUACUUGAUCUCGGGCUCCACCGGGGAUGGGAAGAGCUUGAAGAGAGCUCUUAAGGCUCUGUACCACCCGAGGAAUCAUUACGUGGUGCAUUUGGAUUUGGAAGCUCCGGCGGCGGAGCGGCUGGAAUUGGCUGAUUUUGUGAACAAUGAACCACUUUUUAGGAGUGUGGGUAAUGUGAGGAUGAUAUUGCGGGCUAAUUUGGUUACUUAUAGAGGGCCAACGAUGGUUACUAAUACACUUCACGCGGCGGCGAUUCUGUUGAAGGACGGUGGAGAUUGGGACUGGUUUAUUAAUCUCAGCGCUUCUGAUUAUCCUCUGGUCACUCAAGAUGAUCUGCUCCAUACUCUGAUACCCAUUCCAAGAAAUCUGAACUUCAUUGAGCAUACGAGUGACAUUGGAUGGAAGGAGUACCAGAGAGCCAAACCAGUUAUAAUUGAUCCGGGUUUGUAUAGCCUUCAUAAAUCAGAUGUCUAUUGGGUUUCGGAAAAACGGAGCAUCCCAACAGCAUAUAAAUUGUUCACAGGCUCUGCAUGGAUGAUGCUCUCUCGCCCUUUCGUGGAAUACUGUUUGUGGGGAUGGGACAAUCUCCCAAGAGUAGCCCUCAUGUAUUAUGCCAACUUUCUCUCAUCCCCUGAAGGCUAUUUUCACACUGUCAUUUGCAACGCCGAUGAGUUUCGCAACACCACGGUCAACCACGACCUUCAUUUCAUCUCAUGGGACAAUCCCCCGAAGCAACAUCCCCACUUUCUCAACCUUGACGACUUCCAGCAUAUGGUGGAUAGCAAUGCACCCUUCGGGCGAAAGUUUGGUCACGGUGACCCAGUCCUUGACAAAAUUGACUCUGACUUGCUGAGAUGCAAUUCUGAUGGAUAUUUUCCUGGCGACUGGUUCAAUUUGUUUCAAAAUAGCAGUACUUCAAGUAUACACGACAUAACAAACACUACCAAUUUGAGGCCAGGACCCAGUGCCAAAAGGCUUAAGCAUCUGAUUGAUGGUUUGUUAACAGCACCUGAUUUUCACACUUCACAUUGCGUGUAGCACAGGUAAGCUCUGAGAUGCGUGCCGGGACGGGCAGGAGAGUGUACAGUUAACUGUUAGCAAAGCUGCUGUAGGGAAGGAAAAGUCUCACUGCCUUUCAGGACAACAUGCUUUGGCUUAGAUUCUUAUGUAGAGGUAUAAUAAUUUUGUAGUUCAAUAGCAGCAGCAGAAUAGCUGCUUCUCUUCAAAUAAAACUAUAAAAUUAGUUUCUAUGAUUAAACAUAUAGAGAUGUCAUUGAAUUAGGUCUUGAUGAAUGCAAUGUUCUUUGCAAUUGGCUGAGUGAUUAGUUUUCUUUUACAUGUUCCAUUGAGAAAGUUAGAGCUGGUUUAAAUAGGUGGAACCUUAAAAAUAAUUAAGGAGAACGAUCCAGAUGAGUCUAUGCAUUAUGAUUAGCUCAAAACAAGCCUCAUGUAAGGCCACUAGCAAAAGCAGCCGCCUUUGUAAAUUGGUGAGAUGAAAAACCAAUACAGAAAACCAUUGCCUCUGCUUUUAUUUCACA
This is a messenger RNA of Cucumis sativus (cucumber), 2107 nucleotides long. Its product is annotated as beta-glucuronosyltransferase GlcAT14B. Lineage: Eukaryota; Viridiplantae; Streptophyta; Magnoliopsida; Cucurbitales; Cucurbitaceae. The record is from RefSeq and is a predicted model, not a curated record. The transcript is spliced from 4 exons. Gene Ontology annotation, cellular component: membrane. Bases 345 to 1607 code for a protein of 420 amino acids. Gene Ontology annotation, molecular function: glucuronosyltransferase activity.